Benincasa hispida (wax gourd) is the source of this 876-nucleotide messenger RNA. RefSeq lists its product as uncharacterized. The record is from RefSeq and is a predicted model, not a curated record. NCBI's taxonomy places the organism in Eukaryota, Viridiplantae, Streptophyta, Magnoliopsida, Cucurbitales, Cucurbitaceae.
AUGGGACAAAUUGCAAGAGAGCUAAAGAACAGACCCCAAGGGACAUUGCCUAGCUCAACCGAGCUUCCACGCAAUCCAGGGAAUACAGGGAAAGAACACUGCCAAGCAGUCACCCUAAGGAGUGGAAAGGCGACGACAAAAGUUAGAAAAGAGCCUCACAAGACCGAGUCAAAGGAGCAACCUGUGAUUGAAUCAAAGAAGGCUCUAUCGCAGAUUGAAUCAAAGGAGUCUAAAACUAGGGAAACAAAAGAUGCGAUCACCUCUAAGCCUCCAGACCAUGAAACAUUGAAAGUACAGCUACCUCCAUUUCCUCAAAGACUGAAAAAGAAACAUAACGAUGAAAGGCAGUAUCAUCGUUUCUUGGAAAUAUUGAAACAAUUGCACAUCAAUAUUUCAUUCAUAGAAGCGAUAGAGCAGAUGCCGGUGUAUGUGAAAUUUUUGGAGGACAUUGUCUUGAAGAAGAGAAGCAUGAGAAGAUUCGCCAUGGUGGCAUUGACACAAGAAUCCAAUACUAUAAUCCCACCAAAGAUGCGCGACCCAGGACAGCUAACACUCACAACGGUGACUCUUCAACUUGCAGAUAGGUCCUUGGUGCACCCUAAAGGGAAAUUAAAGGAUGUCUUGGUAACAAUAGAUAGAUUCAUUCUACUGACAGACUUCAUUAUCUUAGAUUAUAAGGCGGAUAAAGAUGUUCCAAUUAUAUUAGGACGACCAUUCUUGUCUACUGGUCAUGCUCAAAUAGAUAUGCACAAGGGAGAAAUCACAAUGAGCAUCAACGGAAAGAAGCUCAGGUUCAAUAUUAUUAAGGCAAUGAAGUUCCCAGAUGAGGAAGGCUUAUCAGAUUUCAAUGAUGAACACACUUACGUUGAAGAUUAG